Messenger RNA from Pisolithus orientalis, 1217 nucleotides. RefSeq lists its product as uncharacterized. NCBI's taxonomy places the organism in Eukaryota, Fungi, Basidiomycota, Agaricomycetes, Boletales, Pisolithaceae. Gene Ontology annotation, biological process: mRNA splicing, via spliceosome. The record is from RefSeq and is a predicted model, not a curated record. The transcript has 5 exons. Gene Ontology annotation, cellular component: U2 snRNP; catalytic step 2 spliceosome; precatalytic spliceosome. Bases 105 to 1118 code for a protein of 337 amino acids. Gene Ontology annotation, molecular function: RNA binding.
AUGAAAACGAUGCCAUUCCCUUGCGGUCGAUAAGAAAUUUUGAAGGUGUACGCGGAGGAUGAUAACACGUGGGAAAACCAACUUGAACUUGGCCUGCAUUACCCAUGAACGUCGUCCGUGAAAUUAACAAGAUCAACGAGAGGGAACUUGCUCUCGGCGUCAGUGCAUCGUGGCACGAUGAAUACAAGGAUUCUGCUUACAUUUUCAUCGGAGGGCUUCAUUACGACCUCACGGAGGGAGAUGUCAUUACCAUCUUCUCCCAGUAUGGCGAGGUCAUAGACGUGAACUUACCCCGUGACAAAAACACAGGGAAAACAAAGGGGUUUGGCUUCCUCAUGUACGAAGAUCAGAGGUCCACGGUACUGGCAGUAGAUAAUCUCAACGGCGCCGAUGUUCUAAACCGGACAUUGCGAGUUGACCACGUGAAGAAUUACAAACAACCCAAAGUCCAAAAUGAAGAUGGCGAAUGGGUUGAUGCAGAGGGGCCAAGCGUUAGCGCAAAGCCCCAGAUGAUCAAAGACGACGCACCCGAGACCGACUCAGACGCCUCAUCGGCCUUCUCUAUCGACCCGGAAGACCCAAUGCGGGACUAUUUGUUAGAGAAGCGCAGAGAGAUGAAGGCAUUGCAAAAGUCGAAAAAAUCUAAGAAGGGCAAGCAUAAGGACGAGACGCACGAGGAGCGUAAGGCGCGGAAAGAAAGGAAACGCGAGAAGAAGUUACGGAAAUGGCAGAAGAAAUCAGAAGGUAUCAAAGGGGUAGAGGAGUUGCUCAAGAAUCUGGGAGGCAGAGAUGGACGCCGACCUUCCAAUCGUAAUGUUGAGGAAGAAGAUCACUACUAUCGAGACAGGUCACAGGAGAUUGACCGAAGGCGUUCUUCUUCUCCACCUUACAAGCGAAGGAGGGACUAUUCACGUAGCCCUCCACCUGCGAGGGAUCCCCGAGACGUCGAUAUGAGGAGCCGGUCCCAAAAGCGCGACACGCGACAUCCUGGUCCGUCAGAACGCCACUACAACUACGGAGAAGGAUAUGAGGGUUCCCGCAGCUCCGUUUACGAUGACAAGGGACAAAAUCUAGGGUGCUGUGACAUCUGGGAUUGGGGCCAUUCCGAUCACUUCUAACCUCUCGGUACCUCUUUUCAAAGAAGUGACCUUGUGAACUUCCGGAACGGCUUUGUUCCUGAAGGAAUGCCAUACGGCCUGCCGCCACGUGCCCCCUAC